AUGGCACCCAAAACAAAAAUUGUUCUAGUCGGUUCAGGUAUGAUUGGAGGUGUUAUGGCCACAUUAAUUGUUCAGAAGAACUUAGGAGAUGUUGUUAUGUUUGACAUUGUUAAGAACAUGCCCUAUGGAAAAGCAUUAGAUACAUCUCAUAUGAAUGUAAUGGCUUAUUCAAAUUGCAAAGUGACAGGAUCAAAUUCAUAUGAAGAUUUAAAAGGUGCAGAUGUAGUAAUAGUAACAGCAGGAUUUACAAAGGUUCCAGGAAAGAGUGAUAAGGAAUGGAAUAGAGAUGAUUUACUACCAUUGAACAACAAAAUUAUGAUAGAAAUAGGUGGUCAUGUAAAAAAUUAUUGUCCAAAUGCUUUUAUAAUAGUUGUUACAAACCCAGUUGAUGUAAUGGUGCAGCUGUUACAUAAACAUUCAGGUGUACCAAAAAAUAAAAUUGUAGGUUUAGGAGGUGUUCUAGAUACAUCUAGGCUUAAAUAUUAUAUAUCACAAAAAUUAAAUGUUUGUCCAAGAGAUGUAAAUGCACUUAUUGUUGCUGCACAUGGUAAUAAAAUGGUUCCUUUGAAAAGAUACAUAACUGUUGGUGGUAUUCCAUUACAAGAAUUUAUUAAUAAUAAAAAAAUUACCGAUGCUGAAUUGGAUGCCAUAUUUGAUAGGACUGUAAAUACAGCACUGGAAAUUGUUAACUUACAUGCUUCACCAUAUGUUGCUCCAGCUGCUGCUAUUAUUGAAAUGGCUGAAUCAUAUAUAAAAGACUUAAAAAAAGUAUUAAUAUGUUCUACUUUAUUAGAAGGACAAUAUGGACACAGUGAUAUUUUUGGAGGUACACCCCUUGUUUUAGGAGCCAAUGGUGUUGAACAGGUUAUCGAGUUACAGUUAAACAGUGAAGAGAAAAAAAAAUUUGAUGAAGCUAUUGCUGAAACGAAGAGAAUGAAGGCUUUAGUGUAA
This is a messenger RNA of Plasmodium malariae, 951 nucleotides long. RefSeq names its product L-lactate dehydrogenase, putative (gene LDH). The coding region runs from base 1 to 951 and encodes 316 amino acids. Gene Ontology annotation, biological process: carboxylic acid metabolic process. Lineage: Eukaryota; Apicomplexa; Aconoidasida; Haemosporida; Plasmodiidae. The transcript has a single exon. Gene Ontology annotation, molecular function: oxidoreductase activity, acting on the CH-OH group of donors, NAD or NADP as acceptor. The record is from RefSeq and is a predicted model, not a curated record.